Molecule: messenger RNA, 1700 nt
Organism: Peromyscus californicus insignis
Lineage: Eukaryota; Metazoa; Chordata; Mammalia; Rodentia; Cricetidae
Gene: Fam163a
Product: family with sequence similarity 163 member A
Exons: 5
Coding region: 733-1239 (168 amino acids)
Source: RefSeq, a predicted model, not a curated record
AGACUUUCCAUUUGCAGCCUGUCAAGUCCCCACUACUGAGUCGUCCCUCGGAUGCUGCGACUCUUGGGGUCUGCGUUGCUUGGGCUAAAAGGCAGCUGAGCUAAGUGAGGGUUUUUUCCGGACAAACACGCCAGCGGACCCAUUACAUCCCUAAGUGCAGUUCUCCUUGAUGGUUGGGGAUUCUCCCAGGACUCCCGCCAGCGCCAAUCAGGUCUCUCGGUACCUGCCCCCAUCCCGGGCCACCUGGAGGAGCCAGGAGGUUCUGGGCUGGGUACCCGGGCAGCGCUCUCAGAGCCGGGGCGGGCAGAGCAGCCUCACGUGGGCCGGCCAGGCCGCUGGCGCUGGGAGGAAGGCGCGCAGAGCCCGGGGCAGUGCCGCGCGGGAGCCACGGCGGAGCGGAGCAGCCUUGGCCGCGGGACCUACGAGGCAAUCGCCCACGCCGAGGGAGCUGUGCGGUGCGGCCACACAGUAGGCGGAUCGCCGGGCUCGGAGUGUGGAUGUGCCCGGCGCCGGAGCGCUGUCGGGGGCGACUGAGCACCCAGGGACUGACGAUGCCCUUGGCCAUGAUCCACCCCCAGCUGCUCUCUGCUCAUGCUCAGCCUGCAUGAUUGAGCCACGGAUGCUCCAGCUGUUUCCUGUCAUCCAUCGUUCCCUUCACUGAGUAGAAUGUGGGUCGGCUCCUCCUCACUGACCGGCACGCGUCUUUGCAGAGUUUGAUGGGGCGCCGGGCGGAUGACAGCGGGAACAGUUGUGAUCACCGGCGGAAUCCUAGCUACAGUGAUCCUCCUCUGUAUCAUUGCUGUCCUGUGCUACUGUAGGCUCCAGUAUUACUGCUGCAAGAAGAGCACAGAUGACGAGGAUGCUGAGGAGGAGGAGGAAGAGGAGGAACAUGACCUUUCCAUCCAUCCCCGAGCCUCCACCUGCAAUGCCUGCAGCUCCCAAGUCCUGGAUGGCAGAGGCAGCCUGGCACCUCUCACCAGCGAGCCUUGCAGCCAGCCCUGUGGGGUGGCCAGCCACUGCACCACCUGCUCCCCAUACCGCACCCCCUUUUACAUACGGACAGCUGACAUGGUGCCCAAUGGGGGCGGAGGCGAGAGGCUCUCCUUUGCCCCUACACAUUACAAAGAGGGGGGAACCCCAUCCCUCAAAUUGGCAGCACCUCAGAGUUACCCGGUGACCUGGCCAAGUUCUGGGCAUGAGGCCUUCACUAAUCCAAGGGCUAUUAGUACAGAUGUAUAAUCCUUUCACCCCAGUCUGCACACACCCAACACUGUCCCAGCAGGAGCAAUGGAGUGGUGAAGGGGACCUUCCAAUAGCUCCACAGGAACUAUCUCAGUUUCUCUGGCUUCCACAGCAGAGGGUUCACGAGGAUGUGAGCUAGUAAAUGCAUUGAGGACCAGGGCGGGACCUGUGGCCCCGAAGUGGCGACUUGAUAAGUCUGCAGUGUCACCAGUUUCUCUCUGGAGAUUUCCCUCUAACAGCCAAGCUCUACCACAACCCCUUCCAGCAAGCCUAAACCCCUGGCUGUGCUGGGCUGUGCAAAGGAGCACCAGGGAAGGCUAGGCAAAGGCUCUGGAGGCUUCCAGAGACCUUGAUGAAGAGGGCAUGCCUAGAAGAAACGGACGAAAAGGGAAAGGUGAGGACUAGACAUCCCAGGAUUUGAGAGGAGGGAGAGGAAAAACUGUUAAAGGAGCCCCCUC